AUGGUAGCCAUCACCACUUUACCGUCCGCGCAACGUGCCCUAACGGCAGGCCCCAACGGAGAGUUCAUUCUCUCCCACAAUGCACCAGUAGCAGAGCUUGAUCCCGACUCGGUCAUCAUUAAAACGUCAGCUGUCGCUCUUAACCCGGUAGAUACUAAGAUGAUUGGCGACUUUGUUACACCUGGGGCAAUCUUUGGGUUUGACUGUGCCGGGAGAGUUGUCGCCGUUGGAGCCAACAUUUCUCAUCUCGCUGUCGGUGACUUAGUCUGUGGCAGCGCAGAUGGUAUGAACCGGGCCAAUCCACGAGGCGGUGCUUUCGCAGAGUAUGUCUCAUUGCUUGGAGACAUGACGCUGCGAAUUCCGGAGUUCACUCUACCGCUCGAAAAUGCGGCUUGUCUUGGGACCGCGCUGGCUUCCGGAUGUAUGGCUCUCUUCCAUAGCCUGGGUAUUUCGCCCCUACUACUGGAAAAGCCAGCUGUAGAGCCUUUCCCAGUGCUUAUCUAUGGAGGAAGUACGAGCACCGGCACCAUGGCCAUCCAAUUAGUUAAGCUCUGCGGGCUACACCCUAUCACUACUUGCUCCCCCCAGCGCUUUGAGUUCGUCAAGUCCUACGGUGCUGAAGCAGCCUUCGAUUAUAAGUCACCCACUUGUGGGGAAGAGAUCCGCCGCUACACGGGGAACACACUUGCCUAUGCGAUGGACUGCAUUACCCAAGAACAGUCCACUAGGAUCUGCUACGCUGCCAUAGGUCGUGCAGGUGGCCGCUAUGUCGCCUUGGACCCCUACCCCGAACGCGCUGCAACACGCAAGGUCGUUAAGCCCGACUGGAUCCUCGCCACUGCUAUCACUGGCCGCGGAUACCUGGGACCCGAUGAAUGUAGGAAUAGGGGUAGCUGGUGGAACGGGCAGGCCAAACGCAUCUACACCGAGGGCAAUGGUUUCCCAGCGAGUGACUGGCUCAACUCAACCCCCCACAAGCAUAUGUUCCGGUACUUGGGUAUCCUCAACAGCGAGCGGAUUGUAGUCACCUCACCGGAAGCCCUGGCCGAAGUUUGUACCAGGAACUAUGACUUUCCGAAAUCUCGGCAAGCCGCGCUCGUGGCUGGCGACCUGCUGGGGCGCGGCCUCGUUCUGACGGACGGUGACGAACACAAACACCAGCGAAAGAUGCUUCUCCCCUCCUUUUCGAGCAAGAACAUUCGGGCCUUGUAUCCCGUGUUUUGGAGUAAGGCGCAAGAGGUCACAGCGGCACUCACUGCGGUCAACAGCACUCUGGCCGAUGGGGAGGAAGGAGUGGAGAUUGGGGAAUGGGCCUCUCGCGCUGCCCUCGACGUCAUUACGCUUGCAGCCCUGGGCUUAGAUUUUGGCGCCAUCCGUGACCCGAAUACCCCCUUAAACAGGGCUUACCGCCAGGUCUUUGAGCCUACUCGUCUCUUCCAGUUCUUCUCACUCCUGAAGCUCGUCAUCCCUGCCUGGGUGGUUCGGCGCAUCCCCAUCCAACAGAACCGUGAGAUUAUGCGUGCCGUGGACCGCGUGCGAGAGACCUGUCGCCAGCUCGUUCACGCCCAGCGCGAAGAGAUCGCGCGCAAGGAUACCUCGCGGACGGACUUGUUGAGUCAUAUUCUCCGCCGAAGCGGCGCCGCACUCGAUGAAGCGGCCGCAGUCGACCAGAUGAUGACAUUCCUCGCCGCGGGUCACGAAACCGUCUCUGUGGCCAUCACUUGGGCGAUCUAUAUGUUAUGCCGGUAUCCAGAAUACCAAAUCCGCCUCCGCGCCGAAAUCCGCGAGCUCCUGCCCGGGGGGUUGGAUGGCGACGCGGGGGAGACCAGCAACCUCGCCAUGGCAGAGACGCUUCUCGAUCGCGCCGUGUGGUUGACCGUCUUCUGUAACGAAGUCCUUCGCUACUGGCCUCCGAUUCCGCUGACCGCGCGCGAGGCCGCUCAUGAUACCACCCUGCAAGGCCAGUUCAUCCCGCACGGCACCAAGAUUAUUUUGACCAUUGUUGGGACCAACCGCGACGAGCGGCUUUGGGGUGCUGAUGCUCGUGACUUCCGCCCGGAGCGAUGGCUAUCAUCCUCGCCUACGGAAAAGGACGGGAAGAAACUCCAUCUGGAUGCCACGGGUGGUGCGUGCAGUAAAUACGCCAAUAUGAGCUUUAAUCAUGGGCCCCGGAUGUGCAUCGGGGGGGAGUUUGCGCGUGCCGAGAUGGCGUUGAUGGUGGCAGCCUUGGUAGGACGAUUCGAGUUUGCCUUGGUUAACGAGGCCAUGCAGGACGAGAAGUCUAUCAAGCUGUCUGGGGGAGGGUUUUCUGUCAAACCAGUGGACGGUUUGCACGUCACGAUGAGGAGAGUCGAUGGAUGGUAA
Molecule: messenger RNA, 2364 nt
Organism: Aspergillus tanneri
Lineage: Eukaryota; Fungi; Ascomycota; Eurotiomycetes; Eurotiales; Aspergillaceae
Exons: 5
Coding region: 1-2364 (787 amino acids)
Molecular function (GO): oxidoreductase activity, acting on paired donors, with incorporation or reduction of molecular oxygen; monooxygenase activity; heme binding
Source: RefSeq, a predicted model, not a curated record